AUGAACCCAGCAAACUACUUGCAUCUGCCUCAAGUUAGACCUGUUAAGGUCGACAUCCGUGGCUCUAAAAUCGCAGUAUAUUAUCUUUUCCGCACUACUACAAAGCACGCUUCUGCCCUUGUCAUAAAUUUUCAAGACGGCCGAUGGAAGAAGAUCGUAGAAGAGCCAAUGGUUCGACUUCGAGAUAUAUAUCGAGACUGCGAUAACAGAGACUUCGGUCGAGAUCCCUUUGGCUUGCAAAUUGCGGUCCUCGUCAGCGUAUUAAGAUGGUGGAACAAUUCGUUGAAUAGCUUUAAUGACCAGCUUAUCGCAUAUGAGGAAACAUUACUCCUCCAGGACACCACAAAUGAGGACUUACAUCGCACGAACGCGGAGAUAAACCAGUCUCUGCACUGCAUGGCUGCACACCUUCACCGUUAUGGCUCUGAGCUACGCUCGCUUUCUGAGAUCAUCAGUGACAUCAAGUCCUACAAUGAAGCUUUCGAUGCAGUUUUUAUCGCACACGGGGUCAGAAGCGCAGACACCCUUAUUCGGGCGGUGAAAGAAUUAGACCAGGCAGCAUCUCAUGCUGCAGCAAUCUCCACUUUCAGGGACGAGUUGCAGCACAAAAUUGACAAUAUCCUUGCUCUACUAGUUGAUAACACCCAAGCACACAACGAUCAGCUCCUUGUCCAGAAUAGCAAGGCAAUGCAAGAGAUUCUAAAGGCAACGGAAGAGCAGGCAGCACAAUCUUUAGCUAUGGCAACACAAACCAAACGACUGACAGAAGACAUGGCUAAAAUACUUCAACAGACGCAACAAGAGACCGAAGCCUCGCGCCAAGUAGCAAUUCAAUCACAAAGACUUUCUGAAAAGAUGAUGGAAGACAGCGUCGCGAUGAAAACGAUCGCCCUAUUAACUGCGUUUUUCCUUCCUGGCACAUCGUUUGCUGCUAUCCUCGCAUUACCCUUUUUCAAGGAUAAGUCCUGGUUCAAUAGUACUGCUGGGAUAUGGAUUUGGGUUGUGGCUACUAUCCCGUCGACUCUCGUAUGCUUCUUGUUCUACUGGUCCUGGAGUCGUCGAGAACUUGUAAAAAAAGAGAAAAAUCACCCGUAA
Lindgomyces ingoldianus is the source of this 1095-nucleotide messenger RNA. RefSeq lists its product as uncharacterized. The transcript has 5 exons. The record is from RefSeq and is a predicted model, not a curated record. Bases 1 to 1095 code for a protein of 364 amino acids. NCBI's taxonomy places the organism in Eukaryota, Fungi, Ascomycota, Dothideomycetes, Pleosporales, Lindgomycetaceae.